UGGCUGGUUAGCAGGGCCCUCAGGGCAGCAUCACAAGGCAGCAGACCUCCCAGCUGGCUGGUGAGCCAAGGAAAAUGUCUCCAGCCAGGGGACAGGGUGCUAGGAAUCAGGGCUGCAGCCCCAUCUUCAGUUCAUGGAGUGCAAGAGUUUUCCAGCUGUUCCUGCCUCUCUCCUGCGGGGCUCUUUCGCAGCCCGAGAUCUCCCCUGGCUUUGGGGAGCAGCGUGUUCUCCCAAAAUGAUGGAAAAUGAAGUGUUCCUGUCAUUCACGUUCUACAGCACAAUUCUGAUUUUAAAAAUGUAUGUCGUUGCCAUCAUUACGGGGCAAGUGAGACUCAGAAAGAAGGCAUUUGCAAACCCAGAGGAUGCCCUACGCAAUGGGGGGCUGCAGUUCUGCCGCGAGGACCCUGAUGUGGAGCGGUGCCGCAGGGCCCACCGCAACGACAUGGAGAACAUCUUUCCCUUCCUCUUCCUUGGAGCCAUCUACUCCCUGCUGGAUCCCAGUCCCACAGUGGCCAGGAUCCACUUCCUCAUCUUCUGCGUGGGACGGAUCGUGCACACCAUUGCCUACCUGCUGCAGCUGAGGGCACCCACCCGCUCCGUGGCCUACAGCGUGGCUCAGCUGCCCUGCUUCUCCAUGGCCCUGCAGAUCCUGCUGGCCACCACCCCGUACUGGUAACAGCCAGAGAGACCCACCAGCCAAACCCCCUCAUCCUGACUCUGCUGGGCCCCCUGAGAGUGGGAGAGAGUGAGAGAGAGAGAGAGAGAGAGUAUAUGUGUGAGCUGUCAGCAGGGAGGUCACCUGCACCCUGAGGAUGUUCAGUGCAGCCUUGAUGAAAUUCCCCUGCCAUCAGAAUCCAGAGAGCAGGGACAUGCAGGAAGGGGAUGUGGAGGCAGGUUUCUCUCUCUCCUGCUGAGGAUGAGAGAUGGAAGCACAUGGACUACCCCUGAGGAAGGGGUCAUUGAAGGAAAGGUUUUCUGUGUUUGGAACUGUGACUGUGACCUUUUCCUCCUGGUCAUGAAUAUCCCAUGAAUCAGGAAGGGAAAAUCAUGAGGGUCCCACAAAGCCUCUUAGUCAGCAGAUGUGGUUGGUUGCAGAGGUUAUAAAGCAGCCACCCUUCUCCUGCCCAGACAUGUGCAUCUCUGGGAAUGUGAAUCUCUUAGGAUUAAGUCCCUUAGGUUCCCUCUCCACCAAGGAGGACAGGAGGCAGGCUGUCAGGGAGGUCCAAAUCUCAGGGGUGAUGUUGUGAAGCCACUGGAGCGUUCAGUGCUCCCUGUGCCACCUCGUCUCACACCACAGCACACAGCUCCCUGCCAGGAGCCCCACUGCAGGCAGGACCUGGAGCUCCUGGCAGCUCCCAGCCAGCAGCAGCUGAGGCUUUUCCAUCUCAGCCUCACCACAGCAAGAUGCAGAGUGACAUGCCUGGGGAAGCCAGCAGGAAUCCUUUUCCCUGGACACACAGCCUGAACACAUUUGCCGGACACAAAGUUGUGGGACUUCUGGAAUGUCUGAAAUGCUGGCACAAAACAGGGGGUUUGCAGACUGAGUUUUCUCCCAAAGGGCAGUCUAGUCCACAUGCCACUAAUACCUGAAAAUGCCCCCAGGGCAUCAGACUGAGUUUCUCCCCCCUGUUUGUAGCCUUUCUCUUGCCCAUUGCUAUUUGGGAAAUGUGCCCUGAUUGCCUUAGGGGAGUUUUCUUUCAGCUAUUUCCUGCUGUCCACUGCUGCCACGCCAUUCACAGCCUGGAGCAGCUGGUGUUUGCAGAAGGCUCUGGAAAUGAGCUGAGAGGCUUUGAAGGGAGCAUUGCUGCUCUGCAGGGUCACCCAAAAGUGUCGUGUUGGGACCAGGGUACUGCAUGGUGACAAGGGCCCAGGAGCUCCUCUGCCACACAGCCGUCCCCAGGUGCCAGGUGCUGCUCCCAGCAGCAGCAAUGGAGCAUCCCUCUGGAGGAGAAGGCAGGAGGAAACCUCUGCUCUUCAGUGCCUCCUCCCUCCUCUGAGGGCAACACAGAAUUUGAAAAACAUCACAGGGGCAAGCCAGAAUGAGUAGAAAAUAAAUUUCCCUUCCACCUGUCCUGUGCACUAGGGCUGCCCCUUUGACUCUGCUCUCCUCAGAGAUCUCUUGCUGACCCUCACUGAGCACUGGGGACACACCUGCUCAGACUAAUGCUCAGCCUUUGCUCAGCUCAGUAGAAGUUUCUGAACCAGUAACUCCAUCCCAGAGCAGUUGUGGCCUCAGGCUGAGCUGUGUGGUGAAGGUUGGAGUGGAAUUCUUUGCUCUCCCACUGCGAGGAAGGUGGGCAAGAUUGCAGGUUCAGCACUUCACUCUUGGCCACUUCUCCUUCCCACAGAUGUCUGGGUAACACAGACCCCUCUUAACAAAUCUUUUCUGCUUCACAUGGUGCACAAAGUCUUGCACUCCUGUAUGUUUCACUGCUGCUGCACAUGCAUCCUGGUGGCAGGAAGCAAAUAUUCCCAAUAAAAACAAAUCAUUGUGCUCUGA
Messenger RNA from Haemorhous mexicanus (house finch), 2500 nucleotides. It is a transcript of the gene PTGES, whose product is annotated as prostaglandin E synthase. NCBI's taxonomy places the organism in Eukaryota, Metazoa, Chordata, Aves, Passeriformes, Fringillidae. Gene Ontology annotation, cellular component: membrane. Gene Ontology annotation, molecular function: prostaglandin-E synthase activity. The record is from RefSeq and is a predicted model, not a curated record. Bases 134 to 676 code for a protein of 180 amino acids. Gene Ontology annotation, biological process: prostaglandin biosynthetic process. The transcript is spliced from 4 exons.